Capsicum annuum is the source of this 952-nucleotide messenger RNA. RefSeq names its product glycine-rich protein 2-like. Bases 79 to 687 code for a protein of 202 amino acids. Lineage: Eukaryota; Viridiplantae; Streptophyta; Magnoliopsida; Solanales; Solanaceae. Gene Ontology annotation, molecular function: zinc ion binding; nucleic acid binding. The transcript has a single exon. The record is from RefSeq and is a predicted model, not a curated record.
UUUGAUAAAUACUCCACGGUGACAAUACCAAGGAGAACACAAAAAGGCUUUUUAGGGUUUCUGUUUGUGAGAAAAAAAAUGGCGGAAGAAAGUGGACAGAGGGCUAAGGGUACCGUGAAGUGGUUCAAUGACCAGAAGGGUUUUGGGUUUAUCACUCCUGAUGAUGGCAGCGAAGAUCUGUUUGUUCAUCAAUCAGGUAUCAGAUCUGAGGGUUUUAGGAGUUUAGCUGAAGGUGAGGCUGUUGAGUACGAGGUUGAGAAUGGUAGUGAUGGACGUACUAAGGCUGUUGAUGUUACUGGACCUGAUGGUGCUGCUGUUUCUGGUGGGUCACGUAGCGGUGGAGGCGGAGGAGGCCGUGGUGGUGGUGGUUAUGGUGGAGGAUACGGUGGUGGCCGUGGGGGUAGCCGUGGUGGAUAUGGCGGUGACAGUGGGUAUGGUGGUGGAUACGGUGGAGGAAGCCGGUAUGGUGGCGGUGGCAGUGGAUAUGGAGGAGGCGGUGGUUAUGGCGGUGGCGGUGGUGGCUGCUUCAAGUGUGGUGAGAGUGGGCACUUCGCUAGGGACUGUAGCCAGGGUGGAGGCGGCGGAGGUGGCGGCGGGAGAUAUUCCGGCGGCGGAGGCGGCGGCGGCUGCUACAAGUGUGGUGAAGACGGGCACUUUGCUCGUGAAUGCACCAGUGGUGGUCGCUGAUCAUUGCUGAAACCCUCUAUGCUUUUAUCUUUUAAGUUAUAAGUUAUGAUUUCCGGUGCUUUAUCUCUAGUGUUAUAUCGGAUAUCGGAUUUGGUUUCCUUUUAUAUCCUUAUUUUCUGGUUUUAGUAGUUAGUAGUAUUAUCUUGAAGCUUUUUGACAAUGGGGAGUCUUAUUUUUGUUGCUGCAAUGGAUUUGGAUACUCUCUGUACAUGUAUACAAACAUGUUUUCAUCAAAGCUAUAUCAAUUAUUCAGUUGCUGCUAUAA